CCUCCCUCCCUCCUGACUGUGGCCCCCUUUUUUCUCCUUGACUGCAUGCGCAGCCGCGCACACGCCUGAGAUGCCCUCCUCACCAGAGGAAAGCCCGGCCCAACCACCGACCAAGCGCCUGCGCAUGAUCAACCCGCUGGAACAGACGCUCGCAUCGGAUGACGGAAUGACCUCCAGUCCUCCUUCGGCACCAGUCGACCCGACAUCCCCUCUCUCACCGCCGGAGGUUGCCACCAUCGCUGACCGCUUUCGCGCCUUGGACAACCCGUUCCUGGUGCGCGGCCAGGCGGCAGUCCUCCUGAGAAAUGAUGCAGCGGCCGAUGCCAUCGAUGCAGGAGCUCUAUUGGUCCCCUGGCGUCCGGACUUUCUCCCCGCGUCGACUCCUCGGAUGGCCUUCGACCGCUUCGAUGUCCACCAUCUGCUUGAUGAGCGCACCUUCCCGGCUGAAACCUCUCCAAAGGGCCCCGCGUCAGAGGGGACGAUUCUCCGAGCGCGAUUCCGCCCACAGGACUACCUCGCGCCGGGGGAUGUGGAAUCCGAGACUGAGCACGACCAUGGGCAAGUCCAUGAUGUCAUCUAUGGCCGGCUGCCGGAGGAGCUGGACACCCUGUCCGACUGGCCAGCCUCCUCCGAUUCGGAAGACGAGUACACCUGGUCCGCGGAGCAGUCUCCCCCUUCGAAGCAGGAUGUGCCAUCUUCAGGGCCCGCACUUGCGCCUGUGGGGGCUCUGGCGAAUCUCUUUUCGGCCUACGCCCACUCGGACUCCAGCUCAGACGAGGAAGACAAGCCACCCCCCUCUGUCGCCAGCCGACCUGGCAAGAUGCCCGUCCGGGGUGCGAAGACCACCCAAGCCAAUGUUGCGAGCCCCGGCCCAGCCACCAGGCCAUCACCCUCCCCGCCGAGACACACCACUGCCCUGGAACGGCGUUGCCACCGUCUUGGGAUGUUCAUCGACGUCAUGCGCUUUCAGCCGCUCCUCGAUGCGCGCCAUGAUCAUUCGGUCUUUCUGAAUGAAAUGGUCCGCAAGCGUCGGCGGGAUGAUGCGCGCGACCGACGGGCAGCUCGAGAGGCUCUGCGCCGGGAUGUUGCUGCCGGGGCUAGCAUGCUAAACGCUAUCCCGGAAUGCGGCCAGGUUGCCUCUGACAAGCAGAUGGGCAUCCUCCUGAAGACAGCGCGCUUCGUCGGCGGUCUUCCCGCUGCUCGGCGCCCGGGGGCCCAGCAAACCAUCCUCUCGAAACAGCAGGGCAAUGAUCUGUUUGCCUUCCUUGCGCCAGGUGCCCCGCUGCAUCCGGUGUUCUGUCUCUUGUUGGAGGCUUACGAUGCAGGACGCGAUUUGGACAAGCUUUGCCGGCGCAUGGUUCACCCUGCUGUUUGCCCGGCCAUGCGGCCGCCUUCGUGCGACUGUCGCGACCGCUAUCACACGGCCGCCCAGGCUCUGAUGGACCGUCGACAGACUCUGGCCCAGCACUUGACGCACAUUCCCCACGCCCUCCCCAAUGGCUUACCCAUUUUGGUCCCAGAUGCCGAGUCUGGGGCCUCCCUGCGGCGCUCCAUAGGGCAACGAGUGCACCAGGAAGUGCCAUCUGUGGCCGCCAAGCCCGGGCCACCGGAGGUUGACAUCUUUUGGCAGCCCAUUGCGCCGGGGGAAGUCAGCAAAUGGCCCGCCUCAUCGGCCGAUGUGCGGCUUUUGAAGGACUGGUGCUCGGAGUGUCGGCCGCGCUUGCCCUCGAGCCCGCCGCUCGAGGCUGCAUCCUCGGAAUUGCCCAACUCCCCGGACGUCAUGGAAUCCUUUGACCAGCCGUGGGACCGGUUCUAUGGCUUCUAUCAGUAUCUGCUGGCGGUGGCUCGUGACGAGGCGUGGGUAGGCCCCGCGUCGGCUCGUGCCAGAGAACAGCCACAACUGGCGGCCACCGUUGCGUCUGUCCACCCGCCGGCCGAGGAGGACAUCGCGACUCCUGCUCCUGAACAUGACCCGGAGGUGAACGCCACCCCGCAUGUUGAACCCAGUGUCGAAAAGGAGCUGCUGAGCAUCGCGGCUGAGGUCGACGCACAAGAGGCCCGGCGAGCUCGCAUUGCGGCCAUCCUCGCAAGCAGGCGGAAGACCAUCAAGGAAUAGAGACCCCCAUCACCCUUCUUGCCGGGUGGGACUCUCACCUGGACCAGGGCGUGACUCCCCGGGGGCUUUUGAUGUGAGGGGAGGGAAAGAGAGACGGAUGGAAGAGGGACGAG
Molecule: messenger RNA, 2229 nt
Organism: Fonticula alba
Lineage: Eukaryota; Rotosphaerida; Fonticulaceae
Exons: 5
Coding region: 71-2116 (681 amino acids)
Biological process (GO): RNA processing
Molecular function (GO): RNA binding
Source: RefSeq, a predicted model, not a curated record